Molecule: messenger RNA, 1872 nt
Organism: Girardinichthys multiradiatus
Lineage: Eukaryota; Metazoa; Chordata; Actinopteri; Cyprinodontiformes; Goodeidae
Product: GTPase HRas-like
Exons: 5
Coding region: 578-1141 (187 amino acids)
Biological process (GO): Ras protein signal transduction
Cellular component (GO): plasma membrane
Molecular function (GO): GDP binding; GTPase activity; GTP binding
Source: RefSeq, a predicted model, not a curated record
UUUUAAUGGUUUGAAAUAGUUCAUACAGUAAGUCUAAAAAGGUGUUACGCAACAAGUACUGCUCAUCAGCAUGUUACGUUUGUGACGCGAAAUUAAAGAGAAGGAUGUGCAAGAAAGGAAAACCUAUCCGGGAAGCCGCGCCCCAGUGAAGAUAUAACUGUUGAUGAUUGGGGCUUUUUGCUAUCUUUGGGCGGAGCUAUGAACUAAAGCCUUGUUGUGAUUGGACAGAAGGGACGUCAUUCUUUAAAAUCUUCUUUUGAUUGGUUGCAUUACAAGGGGAUUAACGCUUAAUUUACAAUGAACCGCAACUGAGAAGAAGUAGGAAUUACAACGUUUUCUUGCUUAUAAAUCUUUGUGUAAAGUCGAAUAUUUUUCCUCACACUUUUACGAUUGUCCGGCUCGAAAACUCUUAUCUUUGUCUAGUCUGGCAGAUCAGUUGUCCGUUAGUGGAAGUGUUUCAACCAGUGCUUUGAAUAAGGAAAUGAUCUCUUGCUAACGUUAUGUAGCAAGCUAAUCUCAUUUAUCUGUCGGAAAUUCAACUUUCAUUUCACAGUGUAACACAGCCCGACGGACAGGCAUGACCGAGUACAAACUUGUGGUGGUCGGUGCUGGAGGUGUGGGGAAGAGCGCUCUCACCAUCCAGCUGAUCCAGAACCACUUCGUGGACGAAUAUGAUCCCACUAUCGAGGACUCGUAUAGAAAACAGGUGGUGAUCGACGGGGAGACAUGUCUGCUGGACAUCCUGGACACUGCAGGUCAGGAGGAGUACAGCGCCAUGAGGGACCAGUAUAUGAGGACUGGAGAGGGCUUCCUCUGUGUGUUUGCCAUCAACAACUACAAGUCCUUCGAGGAUGUUCACCUUUACAGAGAGCAGAUCAAGCGGGUGAAGGACAGUGACAGUGUUCCCAUAGUGAUGGUGGGGAACAAGAGCGAUCUGAGCUCCCGCACGGUGGAGACGAGGCAGGCUCAGGAGCUGGCGCGGAGCUAUGGAGUGCCGUUCGUAGAGACUUCUGCUAAAACCAGACAGGGUGUGGAGGAAGCCUUCUAUUCACUAGUCCGGGAGAUCAGAAGAUACAAGGAGACCAACUGCAGCAGCAAAAAGAGCAAGAAGAACAAUCAGAGACGUUGCAUUAUACUAUAGCACACACACACAUAUGGCCACAGCCUCCCUGAGAGCACUUGUAUCGUACUGCCCGCCCGCCCUGACUCGCACACUGCCCCUCACCGUGGAGGCGUCAGCGAAGCAGACGUUGCAGAAUCGAUUUUCAUCGCUGCGACUGUCUCCACGGUCACCUUUUGUCAUUUUUUAAGUGUUCAUUUUAAUAGAACACAACAGCAGUAUAUUUUGUGUCUAUUGUUAGAGCAGCAGCUUCUUCUGUUUAAACCUUCAAACGGUGUUUCAGUCUCCCAGGUUCACUUACGUUCAAAUAUGUUCCACUUUGUUUCUUAAACAGGACGAGUUUGUGCCACUUUCAAAGUUUACUCAGGAAAUGCUUUUCUUUUUAAAUCAGGCACUGAGUAACCUGCUUACGGGCUUGUACACUUGCAUCAUAUUUAACAUUCUCAGUGUUUGUGGUUGCAGUUAAAAUUCAGUCUGCAGUUUGUUCCAGCACUUUUCUUCGCCACCUCAUCACCACAGCAUGUGACUUGUGAGAACAUUUAUGUGGUAUUACUGGCACGUGCUGAAGCCAGAGUUUGAGUUUUCUGAUCAUAUGCGAUGCUGGGUGGCUGGUUAAAAGAAAAAAAAAAGCAAGUUUUUGAUCAUUUGUCACUAAUGGUUUUCUAUUUUUGUAGAACGACUUGAUGCAUCCCUAGUGUAAAGCAAAUACAAUGCUGAAUGCACAGAAAAUAAAAAUCACAUCUUGAGUUGUA